Molecule: messenger RNA, 842 nt
Organism: Polypterus senegalus (gray bichir)
Lineage: Eukaryota; Metazoa; Chordata; Cladistia; Polypteriformes; Polypteridae
Product: killer cell lectin-like receptor subfamily B member 1B allele B
Exons: 6
Coding region: 24-842 (272 amino acids)
Source: RefSeq, a predicted model, not a curated record
GCUAUACACAGAAGAGGAUAAAGAUGUCUGGGCAGAUCACCUAUGCAGAAGUAAACGUAAAAAGAGAUGGGAAGGAGAGGGAGAAAACACAAGGAUUUAUGUCUGUAGAGAGAAAGACAGGUAAUUCUUCAGCUUCACCAAAAAUAACAAAGUCCUCCUCCAGAUGUUCUACUCUUGUAUGUACCAUGAUGAUUUUUUUAUUACUUUUAGUUAUCAUCCUGAUCAUAAUAGUUGUUUGGAAUACAGUGCACAAAAACAUACCUCAAGCAAGUCAAGAUGGCGUCUGCAAUAAUAGCAAAAAAACUGAUGAGGUUACCAGCAAUGACAACAAUCUGUUUCACAACUUCAGUAAAACAUGUCCGAGUUAUCCGUGUGACAAACAGGUGGAAUUGUUAGUCUUCAUGGAACAUCUUAAAAACAUCUGUAUCAGUGAAGGGAAAAUUGCAGGUACAAAUUGCACUGUCUGUCCUGUUGAGUGGCUACAACAUUUGAAUAAGUGUUAUUUCAUUUCUAAGGAAAAUAAAACAUGGCUUAACAGCAUACAAUUCUGCAACUCAUUUCUGGCUCACCUUGUUAAAAUUGAGGACAACGAUGAACUGGAGUUUCUCAGAAACAAAAUGGUAGAGGCAGAAUACACUUACUGGAUUGGAUUGUGGCAACAAUAUACUUAUGAUGUUUGGAGAUGGUUUGAUGGCACACCACUGGAUACUCAGAAUUCUGCAUUUAAAGAUAUUCCUACCUUAGGCAAUAGACAUGCUGUCAUAACAAAGAAACGCAUUGAUACAGGAAUGCCAACCAGUAAACGAAUGUGGAUCUGCGAGAGAGAGGCUGUGCCUGUGUAG